Suillus paluster is the source of this 1924-nucleotide messenger RNA. RefSeq lists its product as uncharacterized. Lineage: Eukaryota; Fungi; Basidiomycota; Agaricomycetes; Boletales; Suillaceae. The transcript is spliced from 4 exons. The coding region runs from base 12 to 1445 and encodes 477 amino acids. The record is from RefSeq and is a predicted model, not a curated record.
GGUGAACCAAGAUGCACCCAUGUCUGCGCCUCGAAGAAAUUUUGCAGGAAAUCUUUAAACAUGCUGACUAUAGGUCGUUGACAGUCCUCGAGCCGUUAAUCGAGCGCUUACCCCAUGAUUUGUGGUCGACAAAGUCUGGUGCAUUAGUUAUCUGGGGACCCCUACGUCGUCAGGACUGGGAAGUCUUUGCGCGCUGUUCUCGCCGGGUUCGUAGCCUACGGCUUAGAUGGUUCGCGAGCGAUGUCCAGCUUUAUCGCGCCCUUUCUUCGCCUCCCGAUCCCUCAUUUCUUCUGCCCAACCUUCGUACAUUUACUUGGCACUGUCUCAGUACCCGCUCUGCUGGACUUGAUGCCAUGACCGGUUUCAUGCGUCUGUUCCUCGGUCACAACCCCGUAGAAGUGCAGCUUAUCGUAUCUGAACAUGCUCUUGCUGCGUUCUCCAAUCUUAGAUGCACUUCGCUUAGGAAGCUAGUCAUCCAAAGUCACAAAGUUCCUAUCAGUGCGGAUGUCACAGAAGAAGCUAUCUGCAAUCAUUCGGAUUUGAGAUCACUCGCAUGUGGAGAGGUUUCAGUCAGAGCACUUCAUCACUUGUCGCAGUUUCCAUCGCUGAGCCGCUUGACCAUUGGGCUUGGAGACGAUAUCCCAUCCGCACUCAUCUUCCAAAGAUCGCCGUUUCGCACACUUCGUUAUUUGACAAUCAAUAGCAAAUCCAUCGGUCCGUGCCUCUCUUUGCUCAAGGCGACCAACUGGAGCAUACGCUGUUUCCACCAUCGGAUGGAUGCGGGGUAUGAUCCCGCUGGACGCGGGGUGCUUCUGGAACUACUUCCCUUGCAGCUCUCACACGAGUCACUGAAGUGUAUUUCCUUGCACACCGACGCCGCUCCUCAUCAAGAUGACGGCCCUCUCACGAAUCCCUUAUCAUUGAAACCGCUGUUUAGCUUCAAGAAUCUGCUGAUACUGGAGCUCAGCGGAGCUAUCCUCCCAGGACUGGAUAACCACGGCUUACGGGUUCUCAUCCUCCAGCAGAAAGCAGGGCCGUAUCGUGUUCCGCAUGUAGAUCUGACUGGGCUUGUUCUACUGUUGGAACAUUGCCCUGAUCUACAUCAGCUCGCAAUUUCUGUGAAUGCUAUCAUCGACACCAAGGCGCCUCCCGUACCUCCAGUGAACAGCAUCAGCAACAAGCUCAUCACCUCCAUCAAUUUUUGUAAUUCGCCGAUUACCAAAACAGCCGAAGUUGCGGCGUUUCUCUCCGCUAUCGUGCCCAACCUCCGGGAAACGUCGUCUUGGACGGGAGAGGUGAUGUGCAGUAGGGGGAAUGCUCAAGAGUACCGAAGACGGUGGGACAACGUAGCAGAGUUGGUCCCUGUAUUUGCAGAAGUGCGGAACCAGGAAAGGGAAGCCUGCAUGCACGCAUUCAACUUCAAGAGAGAAGUAGAACGUAUGUGAUCUCUUUGCGUAGAUCUCCGUUGUGGUGGUUGGUGCGGACAGCAUUUAUGGGGCUGUAUUUCUUGGGUUCUUCUACUUAUCCCGGCUGGGUGCUGCUGUGGAUUUGCUGUGGAGGUGGCGCACAGAAGCUGUAUCAUUAAUUCUCGUCCUAUACAAUAAUAACGCAAGCCUUUUUUCGACACCAUUGUUUUCUUUGGCUAUGUGCAUAACCUGGCAGCCAACUGAGGGUCACCAGCGUUCUAGUAUGCAUCGUUGGACAAAAUGCAAGCCUGGAGUCCCCUACGAUACCACCGCAUGCCGGUAUUGAACGAGGUGUGCUUCGGAAACUGAUCUGAGUCUUUCAUAUUGUUGUUAGAACUUGGCAAGCUUCUACAUAUGCCAGCAAUAUUUGGAAGAAAGAAUGAUGCAGAGGAGCAGACCGAGUACAAAAAAUACUUUUGAACGGGUUGGAAUUGGGUUGGAAGGUUAUCGAAGGGACG